Messenger RNA from Symbiodinium sp. CCMP2592, 2667 nucleotides. NCBI's taxonomy places the organism in Eukaryota, Dinophyceae, Suessiales, Symbiodiniaceae. The record is from the annotation of a GenBank genome assembly.
AUGAAGUUCAAGACGGCGAGCGGCCAGAACAUACCCGACUAUUGGCCGAUUCGGCUCAAGGGUACGACCUCGAGCGGCAACUGUGCCACACUUUGCGGCCGCCUUGCAGAUGUGCACCGAGUGCUUGGAUCGGCCUCGGAUAUCUGCCGAUCCCACCACGCCGUUCUUGGAGAGAACGGUGGUUACCUUAUCCCGAAGGGGAACGAAUUCGGAAAGGAUUUCGAUGGAAUGAUGAGGAAGCUGCUCAAGAAGCACCGCAGCAACCCGAAGAGCGCUACGAAGCUCCACGUGCGACGUGGGGUUUACGUCUUUGACCUUGCCUGCGCGGCCCUUUUGCGGGGCUGCAAGACGCGUAAGGCCAAGGGUGAGAGGAAUGAAGGAGAAGAGGAAGGAGAAGAAAGGAUCGAAGGAAGAAUGGAGGAGCCAGAAGACGCGCCCGGAGAAGAACAAAGGAAGGUGAACGUUCCUUUGGGGCCGUCUCAGCCCACCGCGAGGGAGAUCGCGGAACACGAAGCGAGUGGACACGCGGUCCACAGAAGCUGGUGCGUGCACUGCAUGCGCGCCAGGGGAAAAGUGCAAAGCCAUCCGAGAACGGAUCGUUCUGGAGAGGGCGAAGUGCCAGCCCUCCAUGCUGACUACUUCUUUCUGGGUAGCAGCAAGGAACGUGAUGAUAUCAUGCCACAUCUGGUGGUACGAUGCGACAGAACCAGAAGAACGUGGACAACAGCGUUGCCGCAGAAGGGCGUGACACCUUUCAGCACAAACUGGUUUUGUUCUAUCGUGCGGGAAGCCGGUUGGAAGCGCAUGGUGUUGUUUUCGGAUAACGAGCCAGCGCUCGUUGCACUGAAGCAAGCAGUGGUGGAAAACGUAAAGGACGUGGAGAUCACUCUGAAGGAGUCUCCGACCUCGACGGAUGAAGAGAACGCGCCGAGCAAUGGCAUUGCUGAGUCUGCUGUUCGGGAAGUCAAGCGAAUGAUCAGGGCUAUACUCUCAGACCUCGAGAGCAAGCUCAAGAUCAAGGUGGACCCGAACCACAGCGUACUGACUUGGAUAGCCAGACACGCGGCGUUCCUUCUGACAAGGUUCAGACUUGGAGAUGAUGGAAAGAGUGGUUACCAACGUGCUGUUGGAAGAGAGUGGAGAAGGCCGACAGUGGUGUUUGGGGAACAGAUCCUGUUCAAGCCUGUGGGUGCCAUGGGCAAGAAGAGGAGUUCACCUUUGGAGCCACGGGUGGCCAUGGGACGCUAUGUGGGUACAGCGAGCAGGAACACGGACCUCCUCGUGAUGACGCCCACUGGUGUUGUGAAGGGACACUCUUUACACCGAAGGCCGGAGGAAGACCGUUGGUCGAAGGAGGGGUUCGACCAGUUGAGAGGUUUGCCGUGGAAGUGGACCAACCCAGUUGAGCGAGCACCGCCCAACCGUGUGGACAUGCCAGAGCUUGUUGGUGAACAGCCUGUUCCAGACCCUAAAGAAUAUAGGGCGAGGAACCUCUACGUGCUCAAGAGCGACGUGGAAAAGUACGGCUACACCACCUUGUGUCCAGGGUGUGAAGCGUUGAUGCUGGGAUUGCCACAACGGAGCCACAACCCCGAGUGUCGGCUCCGCAUCCAAAGGCACCUCGUGGAAACCGAGGAAGGAAAGCAAAGGGUGCAAAGAGCACUCGACAGGCAAGAGAAAGACUACUCCACGAAAGCGCGGAAGAAGCGAAAGGCCGAAGAACAACCUGUUCUAGAAGGUCAACCUGCUGAUGGUGAAAUCGCUGCUGAAGAAGCAGCCGGUGCGCCACUUGAGCGCCCUAGCCAAAUGCAGGACGACAGCUCUGCUCAGCGGACCCAGAAGCGCGAGGCAGAGCAGCACGUCGAGGACCUUUACAGGGAAGAGCAGGACACCGACGAGCCCGAAAUCGUCAGAGCGAACCUCCAAGGCGGCGUGGACGUCAAGGCCUCUGUUCCUCUGAACGAGGGACUGUGUCUCAGCGUUGAAGACAAAGGCUGGAAGCUUCAAAAGCAGGACGAAGGUGAAGCCUUGUUCAAGAAGCUAGAAGCUGAGAAGCCAACGCUACUUGUGGGACUACCGCCUGAUGGUCCGUUUGCGGGAGUGCAAAGAAGCUACAACUCCCUCCAGAAGGCGAAGAAAGAAAAAGAGAAAGAAGUGCUGGAAGCAGGGAGAAAACAGGUGAGGACCUGCGUCGCAGCCUACCAAUACCAAGUGGGACAACAGAAGUACUACCUUCAAGAGUGCCCCAAGGGAGCAAAGUCUUGGGAGCACACUCAGUACCAACAACUGAGUGAAGAGUCCUACGUGGUUGAAGGGACAAUGUGCAGGUGGACUGUGGACAACAGCGGAGGAAACCUCCAAGGAGCGAACUUCAAGAAGAAGACUCGCUGGAUCACGAACUCCGCUGCCCUAGCUGCAGCAUUGAGGAAAGUGUGUACACAAGGACCGAAGGAAAGAGUUUGGCAAAGAGACUUCACGUUCGAGGAGGGGAAGGUUGCAGCGAGGCUGCGCUAUCCUCCCAAGCUAGCUCAUGCGAUUGCCAAGGGCAUUCGAGCGCAGUUGGUGCUCGAUGGUGAGCUUCAAGCAAUCGGUUCUGUGGCUGGGCCUGAUCCACACGAAGAGCCGAACUUCGAAGAGCAUCACUACGACACCCUGCCGAAAUGUUGA